GUUACAGCUCAUUCCUCUCUCUGUCUAUGCCAGCUACUCCUGUGUCUUCCCUUCUGGCUCUGCAACAGUGCUUCAUGUCCUACCCAAAUCACUCCAGUUCCACAUCCUUCACCCUGACAGGCAUCCCUGGGCUGGAGGAUGCUCAAUUCUGGAUUGCCUUCCCGUUCUGCACCAUGUACUUCAUGGCAGUGCUGGGGAACAUCACACUCCUCCUAGUGAUUAGGCUGGACCCAAGCCUGCACCUGCCCAUGUAUUACUUCCUCUCCAUGCUGGCUGCCAUUGACCUCGUGCUCACCACUUCCACCAUACCCAAGCUCCUGAGCAUCUUCUGGUUCCAAUCCCACGAGAUCAACUUUGAGGGUUGUGUGGCCCAGAUGUUCUUCAUCCACAGCUUCUCUACGGCGGAGUCGGGGGUCCUGCUCACCAUGGCCUUCGACCGAUACUUGGCCAUCUGCAAGCCCCUGCGCUACUCUGCCAUCCUGACUGGCCCCACCAUUGCCAAGCUGGGUUUGGCUGCUGCAGUGCGCGGCAUUGCCAUCGUCACCCCUCCGACAUGCAUGGUGACCAGCCUGUCCUACUGCGGUCCCCGCAUCAUUCGCCACUCCUACUGUGAGCACAUGUCAGUGGUGAAGCUGGCCUGUGGGGACACCCGGCCCAACAGCAUCUACGGGAUCACGGCUGCCACCAUCGUGGUGGGCUCAGACUCCAUCCUCAUCGCUGUCUCCUACAUGCUGAUCCUGAGGGAGGUGAUAGGCCUCUCUUCCAGAGAGGCUCGUCUGAAGUCCUUCGGCACCUGUGGCUCCCACAUCGGUGUCAUCGUGCUCUUCUACACACCUGGGCUCUUCUCAUUCUACACUCAGCACUGGGGCCAGAACAUCCCCGUGCACGUCCACAUCCUGAUGGCUGACCUCUACCUGCUGGUGCCUCCCAUGCUCAACCCACUCAUCUACGGGAUGAGGACCAAGCCGAUCCGGGACCGGGUGCUGAGCCUGCUCUGGCAGAAAGAGAUCCAGUCCCAGUCCUGACUCCAGCCCAUCGCUAACGCCAGGUGGCAAGGAAUAGGGUUUGGGCCAGGGACCAACGGCGGCAUGUUUGGGGAGCAAAGAAAAAGCGUAAAAAGCUGUCUAUUGGAAAAGCAGCAUGACCCCUCCAUCAUCUUGGCCAAACCCUGAAAGCUGGAGGCACCACGGAAAAUUUGACAGGUGAAACAUUAUUUUUAGAAAGUGAAUUCUACAUUCCUGUUCAGAAUGGAAAGAUAAAUCGUGUCUAUCUGUAUCUUUGGUUCUCCUCAGAUCUGUAUCACCUCAUGACUCUCCUCUUCAUCUCAGCUCUUGAUAAAAGACUGUUGCCACUUUGGAAAUGAAAGUCUGUUCAUGGCUUCAUCCUCCCCAUGUACCUUUUUCACCCAGUCUGUAACUCUCCAUUUAUUCACUUACUAGUAUUUAGCAGCUUCCUGAUCCUGGUGCCUGGCUAUGAGGGGACAGUGUGCAUACAUAUGAGUAUGCACAUUUACACACACACACACACUCUCAUCCAGAUGUUGGCCCAAACAGAUUUUGUUUUCCUCCCAAUGCUGUCUUGAAACCUUACUGAAGCAUUUGCAGCAAUCACAAAAAGCCAGCUCAUUUGAGAACAGGAUCUAUAAGUCAUACUGAAACACUGCACUGUCACAUAAGGUUUUGUUCCUUUCUAAUUAGAAACACCAAAACAGCAUCAGCCAUGAAAUGUUGUUCUAUAAAAUUUUGAGACUCCCUAA
Messenger RNA from Aquila chrysaetos chrysaetos, 1756 nucleotides. Its product is annotated as olfactory receptor 52K2-like. Gene Ontology annotation, biological process: G protein-coupled receptor signaling pathway. Lineage: Eukaryota; Metazoa; Chordata; Aves; Accipitriformes; Accipitridae. The record is from RefSeq and is a predicted model, not a curated record. The transcript has a single exon. Gene Ontology annotation, molecular function: olfactory receptor activity; G protein-coupled receptor activity. The coding region runs from base 27 to 1025 and encodes 332 amino acids. Gene Ontology annotation, cellular component: membrane.